Molecule: messenger RNA, 3238 nt
Organism: Abrus precatorius (Indian licorice)
Lineage: Eukaryota; Viridiplantae; Streptophyta; Magnoliopsida; Fabales; Fabaceae
Product: probable serine/threonine-protein kinase cdc7
Exons: 15
Coding region: 1-2901 (966 amino acids)
Biological process (GO): mitotic DNA damage checkpoint signaling; protein phosphorylation
Cellular component (GO): nucleus
Molecular function (GO): protein serine/threonine kinase activity; ATP binding
Source: RefSeq, a predicted model, not a curated record
AUGGCUAAUCCCUGGUCCGAAUUCGAAACCAGUCUCGAACUCGAAGAGAAAGCGUGGCACCUCCUAGCGCUUCUGCUUCGAAUCGGCCACGCCGUUUACCCUCAAAACCUCGCAUCUCAAUGUCGUUUAUUCACAGCUUCACCGGAUUUCAUCUGCCACGUCACCUCUCUCACCGGUUCUCCUCUCUCUGUUACCGAUAACGGACUCGUCACCCCCUCCGUAAACGCCGUUUUCGCUCUCGGAAGUUUCUUCUCUCUCCAUUUCCCUCGUUCGCAAACGCACUGUUUCAGAAAACGCAAAUUGCUUUUCUCAACCGCCGAAGAUGGAAGAGCUUACAAGAGAUUAGCAAUUAGUAGUGGAGUUCAAGAAGUUUCUUUUCAGAGUUUUCCUGAUACUGUAAAGGCUGUGAUGAGAAGAAAUUUCCCUGCCAUAAAAUUUGAACCACCGAAUAUAAGUAGAGGGAAUUUUGUAUUCCCCUUGCGUAUUGAAUCUAUUGAUACGAAUGGAGAGUGUUCAGGUUGUUCAGUGCCAAAUUUUAAACAUAGGGAAGCUAAUAAUGAUGCCAGCACUAGUAUGUCUCAUGGAGAGGUUUCUAGAUCUGUGACUAAAGCUAGUGAUAGUUUGUUCAUGACUGGAAGUGCCAUAAAUUGUUGGAAGCUAGCGAGCAUAGAUAGAUUCAAGGAAUGUAAUCUCUUUGUGAACCUUGCUCUGCCAACUUGUUUCCAAGAUACCUCGUUAUGCCAUGGUGGUGGUGUUGGUAGCAUUGAGUUCUGGAAGAAAAUGGAUUACUUUGACACAUUUAGGCAUGGAUAUCCUGAACAGGACAUUAUCCAUUCUGUGGACGUGGAUGGUUUAUGUAAAAGUAAUACAUACAAAGAUCCAAGAAGAGAAUCCAAUGAAGAUGACAAAAUGGAAAUUGGUUCAAAGAAAGGGCUGAUUGGUUCUGACACAAAUAGAGAUAAGGAAGAUGUUGCUCAGAUGGUCAAUCCUAUUCCACGUGGAGAAGAAUUGACUAAUGGUUCGGAACAAACAAACCUUAUCCAUGAAAUAAACUUGGAAAAAAAUAAGAGUGGGAGAAACACUAAGUCUACUUAUAAAUCAGCUCAGUCCACUGCAAGUCCAAAGCAGCUUUUAAAAUCUUCCAGCAUACUAAAGGGAGGGCAGAAGAAUGAUCUGCACCCGAAGUCACAAAUUCUCAAAGAGUCACUAGCCUGCAAUAAAUUUGAUAAUGUUCCCAAAAAUGUUGAUCGAUGUAAAAAUGAUCAGAAACUUAUUACGAGGAAGCAAAAUCGUAAAGAAAACAUGGCAGGAAGUGUUUCCACGACUCCCAAGGUGGAGAAAAAAGUAUAUCCAUCUUUUGAAACUUUUACAAUAGAGGAAGAAGAAGGUUCAGGUGGUUAUGGUACCGUUUACCGUGCUCAAAGAACUACUGAUGGAAAAAGAGUUGCAAUAAAAUGUCCUCAUAAUAAUGCUCAUAAAAACCACGUAAAUAAUGAGCGGAAUAUGCUCGAGCGUUUUGGAGGUAAGAACUUCAUAAUAAAGAUUGAAGGUUCUUUCAAAAAUGGCAACAGUGACUGCUUUGUUUUAGAACAUGUUGAGCACGACAGACCUGAGGUUUUGAAAAAAGAAAUUGAUAUAGUUCAGCUUCAGUGGUAUGGGUAUUGCAUGUUCAGGGCCCUUGCUUCCCUGCACAAGGAGGGAGUGGUUCACAGAGAUGUUAAACCUGGAAACUUCCUUUUCUCUCGAAAGCUAAACAAAGGCUAUCUUAUUGAUUUUAACCUUGCCAUGGAUUUGAAGCAGAAGUACAACAUUGGAAGUAAAUCAAAACCAAUCCUUGAUACGUUCAGUAAUGUUCCCCUCUCUUCUGGUACUUCUCCACUGGUCCAAGACAAGAAACUUGGUGGAAGCAAGUGUUUAACAUCUAAUAAAAGGGUGCUGGCAGAUUAUAAGAAUUAUUCUGAACUUAAUAGGCAUGUGAAGCAAAAGGCUUAUGCCGGUUCUCUGAAAAAUUGUCCUGAUAAGGCUGCUGGGAGUUUACUUAGAGCACAAGGAACAGAUGGCUCGGGUAUAACCUCUGCCAAAGAUGUUACUAGCACUAGAACUGCUUCUGCAGAGAGGCUCAGAGAACCCAUACCUUUCCGAGGAAGAAAGGAGCUUAUCAGCCUUGUGAAGAAUUCUAUGCAAUGUGCAAAUAACAGUUCAAUAAAAGGUCCUUCUUCUCAUAGGAAAAGGGUCACUGCUCCGUCAGGCAAGGUAGAUGGCAAGAUUUUUUAUCUCACCCCAAUGCCUCUACAUUCAACCACUGUUGCUGCAGGUUUAUUGAGAAGCAAAGGAGAUGGAAAACAUAAAAGAGAAGGUUCAUGUGUUGGAACCAAGGGAUUCCGGGCGCCAGAGGUUUUGUUUAGGUCUCAAUUUCAGGGAAGCAAGGUUGAUAUUUGGUCGGCUGGAGUCACUCUACUGUACUUGAUGAUCGGAAAGACUCCUUUCACUGGCGACCCAGAACAGAAUAUAAAAGAAAUUGCUAAAUUGCGGGGCAGUGAAGAGCUUUGGGAAGUGGCCAAACUACAUGACCGUGAAUUAUCUUUUCCAGUGGAGUUACUUGAUGACCGGUACUUACAGUCAUGGGACAUAGAAAGCUGGUGCAAGGUUCACACGAAGAGGCCAGAGUUUCAUGAACACAUCCCGAAAUCAUUAUUUGAUUUAAUAGACAAAUGUCUAACAGUAAACCCAAGAAAUAGGAUCAGUGUCGAAGAUGUUCUAAGGCACGAAUUCUUUGCCUCAUGUAAUGAGAUUAUGAGGAAGCAAAGGAUGAUUCGACGAGGUCUCAGCUCGGACACCGCAGCUCAGAGCAAACUGAAAUCAGUUGCAUCAAGUAUAGGUGUUUUUGGUAACAACAGUUAGUGGAUAACUAACUACUGUAUUUUUUAUUUUUCUACCUACGGGGGUUGACACAAGAGGGUUUCCUAUACUCAUGAUAGCUGUAUAUAUGACUAUUUCAGAGUAAACGAGCGCAGCGUAACUUGUAAGUUGUGUAAGCUGGUUAAAUUUAGAACAACAUAUUUUGUAUUUAUUCUUUUAUUGCUGUAAAGCGUUUUCCUUUUUUUCUUUGGUUCCUUCCUCAAGGUGGUUGAAAUGAAUUUUUGUAUUUAGUUCAAGCUUUUUUUUAUAACUUUUUCAAGGAGGGGUCACCUUCAGAAAUGUCACAUAAAAACAACCAUUAGAGAUAUUCAAAAGUUAU